ACGAACAGGACGAACUGAAAAUACGAAACAAAAUAUACAAGAAAAGUGUUUUGUGUGUGUUUGCAUUUCCCCGCGUGUUUAGAUGAGACGCCAUUUAAAAUAAUAAAUAAAUAACAAUAUUUAUUAAUUUAUUAAUAUCAUAUAUUAUUUAUUAAUAAAAGUUUUUAAAUAUUGUUAUAUAAAUAAUUAAGUUUUAAGUGAGUGGAAUAUACACGGGUGGUUGUUGUUGAAUACAGUGAAUUUUUAACAAUACCCAUAACCUGUAAUUGAUUUGAUUACAUUAUUAUAAAAUAAAAAAAAAAAAAAGUAAAUAUAAUAAUUAAUUAAGUUAUAAACAUGGUGCCACUUGGACCAUCACCUGGGCAUCAACAAGCCUCUGUCAACAAUUCAUCAUCAACACCAACGAGCGGUACAAAAGCAAGUUCAACAUUGAAACCAAAUUAUACAAUAAAAUAUACACUUGCUGGACAUACUAAAGCAAUAUCAUCAGUUAAAUUUAGUCCUAAUGGAGAGUGGCUUGCAAGUUCUUCUGCUGACAAACUUAUAAAAAUAUGGGGUUCUUUUGAUGGUAAAUUUGAAAAAUCAAUAUCUGGCCACAAGCUGGGAAUAUCAGAUGUUACAUGGUCAAGUGACAGCAGACUUCUUGUAUCAGCAUCUGAUGAUAAAACACUUAAAAUAUGGGAAUUAAGUACUGGUAAAUGUUUAAAAACAUUAAAAGGACAUAGUAAUUAUGUUUUUUGCUGUAAUUUUAAUCCACAAUCAAAUCUCAUUGUUUCUGGUUCAUUUGAUGAAAGUGUUAAAAUUUGGGAUGUAAGAACUGGAAAGUGUUUAAAAACAUUACCAGCACAUUCUGAUCCAGUUAGUGCUGUUAAUUUUAAUAGAGAUGGAUCACUUAUUGUAUCAAGUAGUUAUGAUGGUUUAUGUAGAAUUUGGGAUACAGCAUCUGGACAAUGUUUAAAAACACUUAUUGAUGAUGAUAAUCCACCAGUAUCAUUUGUUAAAUUUUCACCAAAUGGAAAAUAUAUAUUGGCUGCAACACUUGAUAAUACUCUUAAACUUUGGGAUUAUAGUAAAGGAAAAUGUUUAAAAACCUAUGCUGGACAUAAAAAUGAAAAAUAUUGUAUAUUUGCAAAUUUUUCAGUCACUGGAGGAAAGUGGAUUGUGUCUGGCUCUGAGGAUAACAUGGUAUAUAUUUGGAAUUUACAAACAAAAGAAGUUGUUCAAAAACUUCAAGGUCACUCUGAUGUUGUACUCUGCACAGCGUGUCAUCCAUCAGAAAAUAUAAUUGCAUCUGCUGGAUUGGAAAAUGAUAAAACGAUAAAACUAUGGAAAAGCGAUACAUAAAAAUAAGAAAAAUUAAAAAUUUCAAAGAAAAUGUAUUUAAAAUUAAUUUUUAAGGCUGUCUUAAUAUUUUAUGUACAAUAAGUAAUGAAAAUUUUCGAAAAAAUGGUAAAAAAAAAAAGAUGCUAAGUUGUAACAAAGUUAAUAACAUUUGUAUUGUUUAAAAGAACAUAAUUAUCAAAAAAAAAAAAGAGAAAUUGAAGUUGUUUAUAUAAGAUGAUGAAAAAAUAA
Messenger RNA from Aphidius gifuensis, 1572 nucleotides. It is a transcript of the gene wds, whose product is annotated as protein will die slowly. The transcript is spliced from 7 exons. Gene Ontology annotation, cellular component: Set1C/COMPASS complex. Lineage: Eukaryota; Metazoa; Arthropoda; Insecta; Hymenoptera; Braconidae. The record is from RefSeq and is a predicted model, not a curated record. Gene Ontology annotation, molecular function: histone binding. Bases 337 to 1344 code for a protein of 335 amino acids.